Molecule: messenger RNA, 3879 nt
Organism: Portunus trituberculatus (swimming crab)
Lineage: Eukaryota; Metazoa; Arthropoda; Malacostraca; Decapoda; Portunidae
Product: cytochrome P450 307a1-like
Exons: 6
Coding region: 518-2080 (520 amino acids)
Molecular function (GO): heme binding; iron ion binding; oxidoreductase activity, acting on paired donors, with incorporation or reduction of molecular oxygen
Source: RefSeq, a predicted model, not a curated record
AGAUUUCAAGACAAGCAGCGAACCAUUCCUUCGUCACUUGGAACAAGUUCACAACAGUUCCUGGAACGCCAAAGUCCCUGAGAUGCACGAAACGUAGUGAAAUAAAUGGCUCUAACGACAGCUUAGCAGUGAAGGGAUUCGGAAAGGUGGCCACGAGCGGCGCUACACAGGACGCUGGGAAACGAUGGAGGGACAGGGACAUGAUGUGCCUGUGGAGGCAGACAGACAAACUACAUACAGUGGCGGAAGGCUAACUCACCAGAGGCUGGACGCGGCGGCGUGCAAGUGACGCCGCGCCCAGUCCCCAAGUGUUACCUGCUGAGCUUCUCGGCCUGUUCCUCAAGCCCCGCCCACAGCGCCGCUCCCCCGGCCAAUCAUACGGGUCACCUUCCUCUGCUAUUCUUCCACUAUUCUUCAGGAAACCCCACACCCCCUCGGCCUGCAGAGUAUAAAUAGCGGCGCGAACUUUGCAGCUUCGUCAGUCACUGCUCUGCCAGGUUGAGAACUGCUCGCAAAAAUGGUCUUCGUUUUGGCUCCCGCAACUAUCGUGCUGAUGAUGAUGGUCCUCGUGGCCGUCGCAGUGCAGGAGACCGCACGGAGACGAAGAAAGCAACAGAAGCAGCAAUACUUCCAACAAACCUCACCGACGACAAAGAGCAGUGACGACCUGGAGAUCGGCACCCUAACACCACUACCCGGCCCGACUCCAAUCCCCUUCUUCGGCAACCUCCUCAGCCUCCGGAAGUACAGCGAGUGCCCCUACCAAGGCUUCUCCGAGCUGAAGGAUAAGUACGGCCCCGUGUACGCUCUCAAGAUGGGAAGCACCCCAAGCGUGGUCGUCAACACCUUCGACACCAUCAAGGAAGUUCUUAUCAACAAGGCUAACUCCUUCGACGCUCGCCCAGACCUCCUCCGCUUCAAGCUCUACUUCGGAGGAAACCGCCAGCACUCCUUGGCCCUGUGCGACUGGAACGAACACCAGAAGCGCCGCAUGACCCUCACCCGCUCCUUCCUCAUGUUCCGCGGCCAGGAGAACAAUUUUUCCAAGUUCGAAGCCAACGUUGUGUCUGAGAUGCCCAACCUGAUCAACGAGGUGGAGAAGUCGCUGGGCCGCCCCAUGCAGGCCAAGGAGCUGCUGUCAUACUGCUCCCUCAACAUCUUCUCGGGCUACAUGUGCUCCAAGAAGUUCCAGUACGAGGAUAAGGACUUCCAGCAGGUGACACAGAACUUCGAUUACAUCUUCCGGGACAUCAACAACGGCCACGCCAUGGACUUCCUGCCUUCCCUGCAGCCUCUCUUCACCUCCUACAUCAACGAGAUCAAGUCCAACGUGUCCAGCAUCCGCCAGUACAUCCUGGACAACAUCUGCCUCGAGAAGUACGAGCGUCUGCGACAAGACCCUUCUGACGUGGAGGACUUAGUGGACGCCUGCUUUGCUAACCUUCUGACGAACAACGAGGAGGAGAAGUGGGACUGGCAGACCAUCCUGUACAUCGUGGAGGAUUUGCUGGGCGGGUCCAUGGCCAUCAGCAACAUCGUGAUGCGCCUUUUCGCCCACAUCCUGCAGAACCCACACGUGAUGGACGCCCUCCGCGCUGAGAUCGAUGAGAAGAUCGGGCGUGAGCGCACACCCACGUUGCAGGACCGCCACGAGAUGCUGUACAGCCAGGCCGUGCUGUACGAGGUGCUCAGGGUCACCUCCUCUCCCCUGGUGCCCCACGUGGCAAGUGAAGACUCCUCUGUGGGAGGUUACGCUGUCAAGAAGGGAUCCAUCAUGUUCCUCAACAACUUCGAGAUGAACUCUUCGCCCAGCCUGUGGGACGAGCCCAAUAAGUUCAUGCCCGAGAGGUUCCUGAAGGACGGCUGCAUUAAGAAGCCUGAGUACUUCAUCCCUUUCAGCACCGGCAAGCGCUCCUGCGUGGGCUCCAAGAUGGUGGCCAACACCGCCUUCAUAGUGGUCACCACUCUACUGCAGCGCUAUAACAUCGCCAUGGCAGACCAGGCCACCCCACACCUGCCCCAAGCCAAGAUCUCCCUGGACUGGAACCCCUUCCAGCUGGUGUUCACGCCGCGCGAGUGAGCUGACUGGCAGACACCACGUGUGAACCGUCUGCAUCCUCAUGAUUCGGGCUGCUGACUGACUCGCUACAACAAUCGUACACAUUGGAAACUGAUCAAACUUUGGUCACCUGUCAUCCAAAACUAGUACAAAGUUAUGGUUUCGUCAUCACUGAAGCUCCUCAACGAAACAUUGGGAAACUCUCUCGCAGAGGCCGAGAGGUGGUGUUGAGUGCCGGCCAGCGCACACCACCGCGCCCUGUCUCUCAGGCCACCUUGUCUUCCUUCAUUUGCCUAAAAAGUUGUCCAUCAACUCUCUCUCUCUCUCUCUCUCUCUCUCUCUCUCUCUCUCUCUCUCUCUCUCUCUCUCUCUCUCUCUCUCUCUCUCUCUCUCUCUCUCUCUCUCUCUCUCUCUCUCUCUCUCUCUCUCUCUCUCUCUCACUCUGGCGCCUGAGCACCUCCCCGGGAGAGUGGCGGCAACACGCCUCAGAGACGGGUAAGGCUGUCUCUCAAAGGACGUGAUUCACGGGUCGCACUAACUCACUACUACGCUUUAUAAGAUAACAAUUAACUCGGCACCCGAGGCGACGCGGCUCCUGGGCCGGCACCACCAUCAUCAUCACCACCACCACCACCGCCAUCCAGGAGCGUGUGCCCGCCUUCCGCCCACCAACAGUUAGGGAACCGACGCGACGCGUGUCAUUUCAUAUUUUAACUUCACAAAUUAACUUCGAUUAGUCGUUUUGAAGUUAGUUACUUCACAGUGAAAUUCUGCGUCUACUUUCCUACACUGAUAACUUUUAUGACUUUUCUCCCAACUGUCUCUGUCUCUUGCUGCCUGGCCUUGCUUGGCUUCACCUGGUCUGGCCCCUUUUGUGACUCUUUCCAUAACUGUCUCUGUUCCUUGCCGCUUGGUCUGGUCUGUCCCAGUCUGGCCCAGCCCUCUCUUAUGACACUUUCCACAAAUGUCUUUUGCCACCUGGCCUUGCCUGGUCUCUUCUGGUCUGGCUUGGCUUCGCCUAACCCUCUCUUCCUACAACUGUCUCUCUUCGCCAAGCCUGACCUGGCCUGGCGUGGCCUGGCUUGGCCCUCUCUUUCCUCCUCGCCUGGUGCUCGCCGCACCUCCGUGCUAAGAUCUUUACCAUGAACACUGCACACCUUUCGACCAUCAACACUCUCUACACUCUAAAGAUUCUUUCUCGUUAAUCUUGAUAGCAUUAACCUGAAGCCUUUAGCCGCUAGAUCUAACGGAGACACUUGCACUAGCUGUGGGUUCAACUAGUCCCUGAUAUUGUUGUUGGUGGCGCCGCGCCCCGCGGGAUGGUUUUCUGACACAGCCACCCCGCGGGACACCGCCGCUCACACAUUUAAUGUUAUGUUAGUAGCUUUAGCUCUACUUAUAUUAAAAAACAUUUGCUAAUAAAAGGAUUGCUGAAUGAUGGAGCGCCGCCACUAGUAUGUCCGUGCCCCGCUGCAGCCCCGCCGUGCCGCAGCCUCAUGGGCGCCACUUGUUUACUCUUAAGUAUUCGAGCGAUCCUCCCAUGACAACGCCUUCAUCGCUACCAGCACUCAGACUUCCCAGCGGAUGCCACACAGACCGCCCUGCCCCGCGCCGCGUCGGCUAGUGGGCAGCCCCGCUCUCCAUCCUUCACCCUCUGUCCCGCGGCUCAUCGGCCCCCACUCUCCCUCCUCACGCUGUCGGAGGCCCCUCAUCGGCCGCGCCUGUAACCCAUCUCUCCUGUAUUUAUUUUGACAUCUAUUGCAUCUGUUGUGUUUCAUACCAUUUGUGCUUUGUACUGGAAUAAAAGAUUUGAUACUGAA